This is a messenger RNA of Neopelma chrysocephalum (saffron-crested tyrant-manakin), 2941 nucleotides long. RefSeq names its product autophagy related 14 (gene ATG14). NCBI's taxonomy places the organism in Eukaryota, Metazoa, Chordata, Aves, Passeriformes, Pipridae. Gene Ontology annotation, cellular component: autophagosome; phosphatidylinositol 3-kinase complex, class III; extrinsic component of omegasome membrane. The record is from RefSeq and is a predicted model, not a curated record. Bases 1 to 1476 code for a protein of 491 amino acids. Gene Ontology annotation, biological process: autophagosome assembly; cellular response to starvation; mitophagy. The transcript has 10 exons.
AUGGCGGCUCCCAGCGGCCGCCGGCCGCAGCCCGCGGGGCCGGGCGGGGGGAGCGGCCCAGGGGCCGGGGCUCUUCGGGGCGCCGACGAGGACGCCGAGGGGCUCUACGUGGCGGUGGAGCGGUGCCCGCUCUGCAACACCACGCGCCGCCGCCUCACCUGCGCCAAGUGCGUCCAGAGCGGCGACUUCGUCUUCUUCGACGGGCGCGACUCCGAGAGGUUUUCAGACAAGAAAGAAAGGCUGAUGCAUCUUAAAACCAAACAGAGAGAAUUCCAAAAACAUGUUUUGAAGGCCAUGGAAGGGAAAGAGAUAACUGAUCAGCUGAGAUGGAAAAUAAUGUCCUGCAAGAUGAGGAUUGAGCAGCUGAAACAGACCAUUUGCAAAGAAAAUGACGAAAUGACAAGACACACGGAGGGGCUGCUGAGGAUCAAGGAGGAGAACCAGAAGCAUUAUCGCCGGGCUCAGCGGCACCAGGAGAAGAAGGAGAAGAUCCAGAGGCACAACCGCAAGCUGGGGGACCUGGUGGAGAAGAAAACCUACGACCUGAAAACCCAGUACGAGCACCUGGCAAACCUGCGCAGGACACACAUCCUGGAGCUCACCUCGGUCAUCUUCCCCAUUGAAGAAGUGAAGACAAGCAUGAGAGACCCCGCGGACGUGUCGUCCGAGAGUGACAAUGCCAUGACCUCAAGCACUGUGAGCAAGCUCGCGGAGGCCCGGAGGACCACGUACCUCUCUGGGAGGUGGGUGUGUGAUGACCACAACGGGGACACCAGCAUCAGCAUCACGGGGCCCUGGAUCACCCUCCCCAACAACGGAGACUACUCGGCCUACUACAACUGGGUGGAAGAGAAGAAGACCACACAAGGACCCGAUAUGGAGCAUAAUAACCCUGCUCAUACCAUCAGUGCUGCAUUGUGCUAUGCAACUCAGCUUGUUAACACUUUGUCUCUCAUACUUGAUGUAAACCUUCCCAAGAAGCUCUGCAACAGCGAAUUCUGUGGAGAGAAUCUCAGCAGACACAGGUUCACACGGGCAGUGAAGAAGCUGAAUGCUAAUAUCCUUCACCUUUGCUUCUCUCAGCAUGUAAAUUUAGAUCUGCUGCACCCACUGCACACCCUCAGGAACCUUAUGUACCUGGUCAGCCCAGACACUGAGAACUUGGGCAGGUCUGGGCCUUUCGAAAUCAGCGCUGAUCUCGAGGACUCCAUGGAGUUCGUGGAUCCCAGCGCCGCCGGCGAGACGGACGAGAGCGGCGACGAGCACGUGAGCGACGAGGAGACGGACCUGGGCACAGACUGGGAGAACCUGCCGAGCCCCAGGUUCUGCGACAUCCCCUCGCAGCAGGUGGAGAUGCUGCAGAGCCAGAGCACCCAGGUGUCCCAGCCCAUCGCCAGCAGCAGCGCCGGCGGGAUGAUCUCGUCGGCCGCCGCCUCGGUGACCUCGUGGUUCAAGGCCUACACCGGGCACCGCUAACCAGGGACAAAGGGUCACAGGAGCUGUGGAAGGAACCCCUCCCCGACAAUGCUGUAGGAAACCUUACAUAUUCAGUUAAGUAGUGCCUGGAACAAAGAAAAGGUCAAGGACUUUUGUUUUGUAAACCGGAAAAAAAAAAAAAAACAACAACACCUUUUUAUUUACCCAAGGUGACUGUGACGGACCCGUUUUGUAAAUUAGCUCCUGACGGAUUCUCUGGGGGCACUUUGUGUCUUGGUUCUGUCUGCAUUGAAUAUCAAAGGACCCAGCGACCUCCAGCUCUACUUUCUGAAGAAGACACAGAUUUUGGAGCAUUUGGAUCGGGAUGGGCGCAGAGGAGGCUGCUCAGGGCGCGGUCUGGACAGUGGUGCAAAUGCAGUUCCCACUUUCUUAACUCCUUACAGGGUUUUCCUGUGUGUGUGUGUUUUAAAUCUGUCUUGCAUAAUGCAGAAAUGCGUAUUUCUAAAUUUUUUUCAUUCAGGACAUGAAAAUUAUGCAUUUUUAACAUGUUUUCUAAUCUCUGUUGCCAUAUUUUUAAUACAAAGAAUCAGCAUGGGCAGGGAAUUCACACAGCAAAGUUGCUCUUGUUUUAGAUUUGGUUGUGAAUCUUUUACCCAGUUUUGCCGUAGAAAAACUGGCUUGUUUCAUGCUGUUUCCACUGGUAGGUGUUCUAGAAGUUUCGUGUUGUGCUGUCCAAGGCACACAGGCUCUUUACUCUUAAUAUCAUACACCAAAGAAACACUGGACGUUCUCUUCGCUAGACCCACAUUCGAUGCUGAUCCGGGAUUGCGUUGUUGCAAUAAUUUCCAUCCGUUCCCACACCGUCUUGCCAUUUCUCAGCAUUAGAAAAACCUCAUUUCAAGCCAGUUUGGUGAAGUCACAUGCUCUCCACACUACAUGUGUUUUUAACCCUGUUCUGUUUUGUUUAUGGUGGGGUUUUGUGUUUUUUUUUUUUGUUUACUGAAUGCCAAGAAGUUUGAUUUCGUUUCCCUGGCGCAGCUGGCUGGUGAAACCACGGGAGGUGGGAUAUGCCGACAGGUGAGUGGGUGGACAAGUGCUCCUCCCCUUCCUCUGCCUUGUGGGAUGGAGCACUCAUGGAUGGGGCUGCUCAGUGAGGCUCCCAACGUGCAGUUUACAUUUAGGAUUGGGACAUUUUCUCCACAGGGUCAACCAAGGUAAGACCAUCCUCCCCUCCCUGCACGAGGGAGGGUUUCUGCCACUCUGCCCCGUACCCACAUGGGGGGUUCCAGCUGAGUCUCCCCCCCUCCCCAUCCCUUGUAUGGCAGCUCUUUCUCUUUGGCCUUGGGGUUGGACAUCUGUUGUCAGUAGUUACUUUUUCUUUAGUUUUGAUUUUUUUUUUUUUUGAACCAAAGACCCUUAACUCCACACUAGCAACACAGACAUGUUGUUAGAGGACAACACCCUCUCUCCUGCCGCUCUUUUGGUCUAAUAGCUGGGUUUGUUU